AUGACUACUAGAACAUUCUUUGACACUUUCAAAUUACAAACAACGAACCUGCUUGGCCCAAGCCUCGGGUCGCUCGGAAUACUUGACGAUUUCGAAUCGGGCAACACAGAUUUGGAGGACAUCAAUCCCUCACUGCUGACCGGACAAGUAGGUAACACCCGCCAAGGAAUCACGGAAUCCCUUGCUGUUUUUAACUUCAAAACCUAUCUCGAUUCUUUUAGUUUUGAUCAUGGCGUGAAAUCGCCGGUGGCCGACCUGGAUUUCGCCAAAACCUCCAAAACCACACUGGAACAUUCGUCUCCUUUAGAGCUGUCGGCCUCUCCGCAGACUGCAAAUGCCAAAAACCAAAUGGAAGAGGAAUUGGAAGAUUUAUCACUAGACGAGAUCGACUCUCAGGUGAGAUCCAAUAUUUACGAGGCGUGGAGGGACCACGAGAGGAUGGAAGAGGAUGACUUCGAUAUGCACUUUGAUAGCAUCCCAGAUGGGCUUCAGUCGCAGGACAUGGAGGAUCUGGUUGCGUUCGGUGUAGGUUUUGAGGAUUUUAGCUUUGACAAUAUGGUCGAAGACGAGGAAUGCGAAGUUGUUAGUGAGGGCCAGAUGGGCUCCAGUGUGGAUAGAUACGGAAUAGAACAGAGACAGAAAAUUCUGGGGAACAGCCAAAUUCCAAGACCGCAGCAUGCAUACCAAUUUCCAUCGUCGAGAAUAUCAAAGCCAAGCGAGCUUCAGAACGGAUUCCAAAUCCAUUCCGACUUUGCCCAAUCACAUCCCACCUCGUUGCCCUUUGCCAGGAAGUCCUCGGCUGCUGCGGCUACUCUUUCUGAGGUUACAGCCAGAGACCUCAACUUCGACCACGACCAUGAUAUACACUACGAGACUGAGACUGGAGUAACAGAUUCCCCUAAGAGAGUAUGCAAGCCAUUGCAUUCCAUAAUAAGCAACAUCGCCAGACCUGUUCUCAUGCACAGGAAGAACACUCUGAAUCUCAUAGUGGAUGCGGAAAACGGAGACAUGGACGAUGCCACCAAGUAUGCCACCGAGAUCAACUCGCAGAACUGUGAGGGCAUCCCCAUCCCAGAACGUACGAACGAGCUGGUGACAAUCCCAGCUUCGGGCGAAGGACGUGUUCGCAAAGCCGCACUAAUUAGGGCCGUCCUGGUCAGGAACCAGCACAGUCAAGGGCAUGCAAGCACGAGCCGGGCUGGCUUCUAUACCGAGAGCGAGCACGAAGCGUACAUGAUGCAGCACAACAAUGGUACUGCUGACCAAUGUAAUACUAGGAACGGCGUGUCGAAAGUGGCACUAGUCGGCGAUGAUAAUAAGGAGAAUUCGAGGCCAAUGAAGGGCUAUCUGAAGAAAACGCCGAUGAAGUCAAAGUUGCGCACAAAGAGGGUCCAAUGGGCAACCUCGCUGGAGUGGUGA
Molecule: messenger RNA, 1419 nt
Organism: Kuraishia capsulata CBS 1993
Lineage: Eukaryota; Fungi; Ascomycota; Pichiomycetes; Pichiales; Pichiaceae
Exons: 1
Coding region: 1-1419 (472 amino acids)
Source: RefSeq, a predicted model, not a curated record